AUGACUCAACGAUCACGUUCACCGACAACACCGCCGCCAGGCCAAGAAAUAACCUAUGAGAAAAUUCUUACAGAAACGCCAAUCGAAACAGAGAAAUUGAUAGACCAAAGAACAGGAGCUGUGAUCAGGCAAACCGAAAAGCGUGGUACACCGCGGAUAACUCGAACGAAGAUUACUAAAGGGGUUAAGAUUAAUAUCGCACGAUGUGAAGGCCCAAGUGGGAAACCAAUGCUACAUUUUCGUCUGCUUCCGAAUCGAAAGAGUGCUCAAGAAGCAGCCCGAGAAGCUGGUAGAGGCAAUCCGCCUGUUCAUCACACAGCUCAUGGACCUGGUCAACGGCCACAUUUUCACCCGGCAGAUCGCUAUGGAAAUAUUAUCAAGGAUGGCGCGCACUAUGAAUAUCCUGCUCCAAAACAUUUUCUUAUAUCAGAUAAAAAGACCUAA
Molecule: messenger RNA, 444 nt
Organism: Rotaria sordida
Lineage: Eukaryota; Metazoa; Rotifera; Eurotatoria; Philodinida; Philodinidae
Source: the annotation of a GenBank genome assembly